This is a messenger RNA of Triticum turgidum subsp. durum (durum wheat), 423 nucleotides long. Lineage: Eukaryota; Viridiplantae; Streptophyta; Magnoliopsida; Poales; Poaceae. The record is from the annotation of a GenBank genome assembly.
AUGACCAUGAUCCACCCCAGGAAGCUUGCUCAGUUGAUGAGGAAGUGGCAAAGGGUCAAGAAUCCCUCCACCGAUGACGAAGCAUGCAGCACGACGCCGACGCCGGUUGCAGAUAAAGGCCACUGUGCCAUGUACACGGCCGAUGGGAGGCGGUUCGAGGUCCCAUUGGUGUACCUCAGCACGACAGUCUUCGGCGAGCUGCUAAGGAUGUCUCAAGAGGAGUUUGGGUUCACAUGCGACGGCAGGAUCACGCUGCCCUUCAAUGCAGCAGUGAUGGAGUAUGUCAUGUGCUUGCUUAGAAGAAAUGCUUCAGAGGAAGUAGAGAGGGCAUUCCUGAGCUCUGUAGUGAUGCCUUGCCAAUAUCCAAGCCAUAUUGUGACACAUGUAGCGCUACAGCAGCAGCUUGCAGUUUGUAGCUCCUGA